GACUACGAUCUCUAUGAAGUAGUCGAUGUUUAUUUGUUAGUAAACCUAAAUACAGGACCGUAUUGGAUAAAUCUAGUGAAAUGGCACCUCAGAAUCAUGUUGAAAACCCUGAUAUUCUCCUUGAAGAAGACUGUAUAUGGGUGUUUGGCUACGGAUCAUUGGUAUGGAAACCAGACUUCAAAUACACAAUGAAGCAGAUAGGUUGCUUGAAAGGUUUCGUCCGAAGAUUUUGGCAAGGGAGUGUCACACACAGAGGAUAUCCUGGUGCACCAGGAAGAGUAGCAACACUCAUAGAAAAGGAAAAGGGAUUGACAUGGGGUGUGGCAUUUAAAAUUGAAGGCGAAAAGCAAAUACAAGAAGCCCUUGAAAAGUUAAACUGCAGAGAGUGCGUUCUUGGGGGCUAUAUUGUUCAAAUGAUAGACUUUUUCCCAAACGACGGGACAGCACCCUUCAAGUCUCUCGUAUUCAGAGCGACACCCAACAAUGACCUUUACCUGGGUGAGGCUACUGAGGCGGAAAUUGCUCAACAGGUCGUCACUUCUCAUGGAUUCAGCGGCCCAAAUUCAGAGUAUGUGACUCGUUUGGCCGAGUUUAUGGAAACAGAGCUCCCAGAAGUAGAGGACUGUCACCUGUACCAGAUCACUGCACAUGUGCGGAUGGGCAUUAAGAAAAACAAUCUCGUAUCAAGCAUGAAUAUAGACUGCCAGUGUUCUCCAAUAAGUACAGUAUUAACACCAGUAAUUAGCAAGUGGAUGAUAACUAAAGAGUAUGGAAAUGUGAGCACUGAGGGAAGUGCUGCUAAGGCUAGUUAAUGUGCAUGCUACCAAAGUGAACUAUAUUUUUUUUUGGUUGCAAAGUUUGUGGAUUUUUAUUUAAUAAAGCAUCCGUUUAAGGAUGGACAAAUUUGAGUAAGAAGCGCACUCGCUUCAUUGAGUGUAGAGUCUGAAAUGAGCAUUACACUAUUCCUGCCUCCAAAACAACCCAACAUAUUGGGCAGAAUUUUAAGUGACACUGACAUUUGUUUCCUAUAGUUAUGGACUAAAUCAGUGCAAUAAAGCUAACAUAACCUAUAAAGGCAACUUUCCGUUGCCAUAGCAGUUAUACUCAUUGUUAGACUGAAGCCUAAAGUUACCAUUGAAUCUCUAUCUGUAUAUCUUGGUGCUUGAAGAAUUAUAUUUUAUUAAUAACCGUGAUAAUCUGCACAUAUGCAGAAAUGUUGAAGUGCUACCUCAUAAUUAAGUUCUUCUACUUUUACAAAAUAUUCGGAAUGAUAUCAUAUAGCAUGUACAAAAUAUUCGGUAAUACCAAGUUGGUACUCGUACAGUAAUAAUCUGUAUUUAUAUAAAAAUGAACAGUAAAUAUAUGGAUUUAAAUAUUAUGAUUAUAUAUAAUACAUGGAAUUAUUUUAACCUCUAAGGUGCUACCGAAAUCUAUCACUUGCCAGUAAAAGUGGCCAGUAAAAGUGAACAUAUCCUCCAGCAUUAUAAUUGUGAAAAUAAGAUUGUAUGCAUUUUUUAGUAUUAUUACAUUAAUCGAUUUAUGCUGAUGUACUAUAUAAACUACUAGACAAUGCAAUAAAAGUCUUAAUUUUAUUUAUCAA
Messenger RNA from Anneissia japonica, 1600 nucleotides. Its product is annotated as glutathione-specific gamma-glutamylcyclotransferase 1-like. NCBI's taxonomy places the organism in Eukaryota, Metazoa, Echinodermata, Crinoidea, Comatulida, Comatulidae. Gene Ontology annotation, biological process: glutathione catabolic process. The transcript is spliced from 3 exons. Gene Ontology annotation, molecular function: gamma-glutamylcyclotransferase activity; glutathione specific gamma-glutamylcyclotransferase activity. Gene Ontology annotation, cellular component: cytoplasm. The record is from RefSeq and is a predicted model, not a curated record. Bases 81 to 812 code for a protein of 243 amino acids.